Corapipo altera (White-ruffed manakin) is the source of this 1638-nucleotide messenger RNA. RefSeq names its product steroid 17-alpha-hydroxylase/17,20 lyase. Gene Ontology annotation, biological process: hormone biosynthetic process; progesterone metabolic process. The record is from RefSeq and is a predicted model, not a curated record. Gene Ontology annotation, molecular function: iron ion binding; heme binding; steroid 17-alpha-monooxygenase activity. NCBI's taxonomy places the organism in Eukaryota, Metazoa, Chordata, Aves, Passeriformes, Pipridae. The transcript has 8 exons. The coding region runs from base 3 to 1535 and encodes 510 amino acids.
CCAUGGCGCUGCUGGGCGCCCUGCUGCUGGCCCUGGCCCUGCUCUGCACAUGGGGGCUGGCGCGACGGCGGGACCCCUCGGGAACAGGGACAGGGACGGGGCUGGGGCGCCCACGGAGCCUGCCGGCCCUGCCGUUCGUGGGGAGCCUGCUGCAGCUGGCCGGGCACCCCCAGCUCCACCUGCGGCUGUGGCGCCUGCAGGGACACUACGGCAGCCUCUACGCCCUCUGGAUGGGCUCCCACUACGUGGUGGUGGUGAACAGCUACCGGCACGCCAGGGAGGUGCUGCUGAAGAAGGGGAAAGACUUCGCCGGACGGCCCCGCACCGUGACCACAGACCUGCUGUCCCGGGGUGGCAAGGACAUCGCCUUCGCCAGCUACGGGCCCCUCUGGAAGUUCCAGCGCAAGCUGGUGCACACUGCUCUCUCCAUGUUUGGGGAGGGCUCACUCGCCCUCGAGAGGAUCAUCUGCCGGGAGGCUGCAUCCCUGUGCGAGACGCUCAGUGCUGCGCAGGAUACGGCCCUGGACAUGGCCCCUGAGCUCACACGGGCUGUCACCAACGUGGUCUGCUCCCUCUGCUUCAACUCCUCAUACCGGCGCGGGGACCCCGAGUUCGAGGCCAUGCUGGAGUACAGCCAGGGUAUCGUGGACACCGUGGCCAAGGAGAGCUUGGUGGACAUCUUCCCCUGGCUCCAGAUCUUCCCCAACAAGGACCUGGCCCUGCUGAAAAAAUGCCUCCAGGUCCGGGACCAGCUGCUCCAGCAGAAAUUCACUGAACACAAGGAAGCCUUUUCUGGAGACACUGUGAAGGACCUCAUGGAUGCCCUGCUGCAAGUGAGGCUCAGUGCUGAGAACAGCAGCCCCCCGGUGCCAGGGCUGGAGCUGACUGACGACCACCUCCUCAUGACAGUGGGGGACAUCUUUGGGGCUGGCGUGGAGACCACCACUACUGUUCUCAAAUGGGCUGUGCUCUACCUGCUCCACUACCCUGAGGUCCAGAGGAAGAUUCAGGAGGAAAUGGACCAGAAGAUUGGCCUGGUUCGACACCCCCACCUCAGCGACCGCCCACUGCUGCCCUACCUGGAGGCCACCAUCAGUGAAGUGCUGCGCAUCCGGCCCGUGUCUCCCCUGCUCAUCCCACAUGUGUCCCUUGCUGACACCAGCAUUGGGGAAUACUCCAUCCCCAAAGGUGCCAGGGUCAUCAUCAACCUCUGGUCUGUGCACCAUGACGAGAAGGAGUGGGACAAGCCCGAGGAGUUCAAUCCUGGCCGUUUCCUGGAUGAGCAGGGCCAGCACAUCCACUCGCCCUCACCCAGCUACCUCCCCUUCGGGGCCGGGAUCCGUGUCUGCCUGGGAAAAGUCCUGGCCAAGAUGGAGCUCUUCCUCUUCCUGGCCUGGGUGCUGCAGAGGUUCACACUCGAGUGUCCCGAGGACCAGCCCCUGCCCUCUCUGGAGGGCAAGUUUGGUGUUGUGUUGCAGGUGCAGAAGUUUCAGGUGAAGGCCCGUCUGCGGGACGCCUGGCGAGCAGCCUCAUGAUGAGAAUGAGCCCUGGAUCCCAGGGCUGGGACAGGCCCUUAGAGGCCAUAUCCUGCCUGCCUCAUGGAUGCGGCGUUGUCCAAAUAAAGAUGUUCCCAACACA